Setaria italica (foxtail millet) is the source of this 1337-nucleotide messenger RNA. Its product is annotated as serine/threonine-protein phosphatase PP1. Gene Ontology annotation, cellular component: nucleus; cytoplasm. The transcript is spliced from 2 exons. The record is from RefSeq and is a predicted model, not a curated record. Gene Ontology annotation, molecular function: protein serine/threonine phosphatase activity. The coding region runs from base 126 to 1046 and encodes 306 amino acids. Lineage: Eukaryota; Viridiplantae; Streptophyta; Magnoliopsida; Poales; Poaceae.
CCUCUCGUCUUCCCCCUCCCGCCCGUCCCAACAAGGGCAAGGCCGCCCCGCCUGUCCGGCCGGACCAAGGACGACGUACGAGAGGCUCGCCGCCGUCGCCGGUGAUACUGAUACACGCGUGCGUGAUGGACGGGGCCGCGGUGGAGGAGCUGAUACGGCGGCUGCUGGAGGGGAAGAAGCACGGCAAGGCGGCGGGGAAGACGAAGGUCCAGCUGACGGAGGCCGAGAUCCGGCACCUCUGCGCCGCCGCCAAGGAGACCUUCCUCUCCCAGCCCAACCUCCUGGAGCUCGAGGCCCCCAUCAACGUCUGCGGCGACAUCCACGGGCAGUUCUCGGACCUCCUCCGGCUGUUCGAGUACGGCGGGCUCCCGCCGGCGGCGAACUACCUGUUCCUCGGCGACUACGUGGACCGGGGCAAGCAGAGCAUCGAGACCAUCUGCCUGCUGCUGGCGUACAAGGUCCGGUACCCGGACAACUUCUUCCUCCUCCGUGGCAACCACGAGUGCGCCUCCAUCAACCGCAUCUACGGCUUCUACGACGAGUGCAAGCGCCGCUUCAGCGUCCGCCUAUGGAAGCUCUUCACCGACUGCUUCAACUGCCUCCCCGUCGCCGCCGUCAUCGACGACAAGAUCCUCUGCAUGCACGGCGGGCUGUCGCCGGACCUCGACAGCCUCGCCCGGAUCAGGGAGAUCCAGCGCCCCGUCGACGUCCCCGACCAGGGCCUCCUCUGCGACCUCCUCUGGUCCGACCCCGACCGCGACAACUCGGGGUGGGGUGACAACGACCGCGGCGUCUCCUUCACCUUCGGCGCCGACAAGGUCGCCGAGUUCCUCAACAAGCACGACCUCGACCUCAUCUGCCGCGCGCACCAGGUCGUGGAGGACGGGUACGAGUUCUUCGCCGACCGGCAGCUCGUCACCAUCUUCUCGGCGCCCAACUACUGCGGCGAGUUCAACAACGCCGGCGCGCUCAUGAACGUCGACGCCAGCCUGCUCUGCUCCUUCCAGAUCCUCAAGCCGUACAGGGGCAAGGCGCAAACGGAGUGACGACGACGGCCGGGACACACACGGGAGAUGUUCAUUAGAGGCUUUGUUCAGAAUUGCAAGGAGAUGUGCCUGUGCAGGACUGCAGGUGUUUCCUUUCGCAGUUUUGCUGCCGAGAGCUGUCGGCUCAGUCCGCGGUUUCUUCUGAAUCUUUUGCUUGUACCUGAUUCAAUACGUGUAUAUAUAAAAGAUGGGAUAUAGUUUCUGAACUGCUUUCACCUUAUGAUCGUAUUCAUGCGAGGAGCGAAAUGCCAUCUAAAAGUUCAGUUCAGAAGCAGCUAUAUAUGCAAAAGA